This is a messenger RNA of Meloidogyne enterolobii, 2923 nucleotides long. The record is from the annotation of a GenBank genome assembly. NCBI's taxonomy places the organism in Eukaryota, Metazoa, Nematoda, Chromadorea, Rhabditida, Meloidogynidae.
UUUAACAAUGUCUUCGUCAAGUAAUCUCCGCGCUUCAAAUGACAAUAUUUCUUCAAAACCUGGAUUAUCUUCAAUAUUCUUAAUUGAUGUAGAUCAAGGAAAAAAAGCUUAUAGAUAUGGUUUGUCUUUACUCUUUUCAGUUUAUUUUUAAUUUAUAGAUGUUGAAAUCAUGGCUUCUGACAAUCCAAACAAAGGGUGGAGUUUAACUAAAGGAUCAGUCGAUCUUAAUCGCCGGAUCAGUUCUGAAUUGGUUGGUAUUUAUGUGAAAACGAACUGCCUUCUAUCGCCGCCCAAUGCUUAUGUAUAUGAUGGACGUUCUAUUUUUUACUCGUCAGCUGAAUUGCAGAAGUGUGAUGCCGUUUCCAUCUCCUAUUCUGAAGUGAGCAAAUUAAUUCAGCAAACAUUUGACAGAAAGACAAAAUUUAAUGUUAUACUCAAGCCAUGUCAGACCGAUAAUCGUGUUUUGGAUUUGAGCGAUUUGAGUCAAUAUGAAGGAAAUACUUCACUAAUACAAGAAGAUCGGUCUUUACGCACUUUUUUGGAAUUGGCUAUUGCCCAGAAGACUUUGGAAAGUGGCCGUCUCUUUAAACGGAUACCCGAUGGAUGCCCUUAUUUUCGCGCAAAUCAUAUAACCUUCCAUUCUGGUAUAUGCAAAGGAGUUCGUAUUGUUAAGGGUAAUAAUAAUGGAAAGGUACAAGCAGCUGUGGUUUUGGAUGCAAAAGUCUCUGCUUUUUUGACAAGUCAAACUGUAGAAAAAACAAUUAAUGACUUUAUGCGUUAUUGCAAUAAUCAGUCUGAUAGUAUGGAGAAGCUGUUUAAUUUUUUACGCGGAGUUAAAGUUCAAUGCGCAUAUAACCGGAGCCGAAUUUUUUCUAUUGGAGGAUUUGGAGACAAGCCUUUAUGUGAAGAGAAGUAUGUUUUUAAAUUAAGCAUUAUAAUUUUUUAUUUUUUUCUUAAUUCUAGGUUUGAGAGAACAAUUGAUGGUGAAGUCUGUUUGGUAUCGUUGAUCGAUUAUUUCAAUGACACGAAAAAUAUACGUCUUAAUAAUUUGCAAUUUCCUGGAGUUCACCCGGCAGGAAAACCUAGCGAAAAGUUCCCUGUUGAGCAGUUGAUUAUUUUAGAAGGUCAAAAAAUUCCUCAGGAAAAACAGUCUCCCGAUUUGGUUGAUAUUCUUUUAAGGAGAAAUUCUAUCGCACCAAGUGAACGACAUCAAAAUAUUCGUCAGAGUGGCUUUGAGUUAGAUUUAUGGAAUGGCAAAAACAACGUUCUUUCUGCGUUCUCAAUUAAGGUCCAAUCGGAGUCAAAUGAUACAAAUAUUGAUGUCCGACCAUUACCACAUUUAUUAUAUAGGAAUAACCGUGAAGUAGCUCCAAGUGAUGACAAGGGUGAUUGGACUAGGAACAGUGGAAAUUUCUUGGUACCAGCCAGUUUCCCCCAAGAGUGGCUUGUUUUAUUUGAUUCUAGAUAUCGAGAAUUAAUUGAAGAUUUUAUAAAAAGAUUACGUGAAAAAUGCUGUGAAAAGGGAAUGAAUUUUGGUAAUGCAAGAAUGUUUCCCGUUGCGCAAAAUUUAUUUGACUCUCAAACAAAAAUGCCUAUUGCAACUGAGUGGCGAAAUGCUUUUGGUCAUUGUGCACAGGAGAAAAUUCCGUUUAUUCUGAUGAUCGAUUCAAAGGCUAAUGACUCUCAUGGUCUUUUGAAGUUGUUUGAAGUUUAUAGACGUUCAAAGUCUAUUAAACUCAUCACUCAACAAAUUACAACCGAAACUGUUGAAAAUAUUCUUGUGAAAGGACACCGACAGACUUUGGAGAAUAUUGUGAACAAAUUAAAUGUGAAGUUUGGAGGACUUAAUUAUCAGCCUAUAUUAGCACAGCCUCAAUUACCUGGACUUAAAAAAUUUGAGCAACGCUUUGAUUUAAGCAGCGGGAAUAUUUUAGUUAUAGGCUAUGAUGUAUCUCACCCAACUUAUAAACUUCACGAACCAAAAAAACCUAGAUUAAAUGAACCUGAUCUUGAAAUGAAGAUGGAGGAGGACGAAUUUACACUUACGUCUGUUGAGCCUUCUGUUGUUGGGAUUUGCGCAAAUAUGGCCGAAAAUCCCCAUAGUUUUAUUGGGGAUUAUUUCUAUCAAACAUCACGAAAAGAAGCAGUAGAUUUGUCUGAUUUGAAACAAAGAAGUCGAUGGAUUUUGGCUUCAUUAGAACAUAACCGUCCUAAACAAAAACUCCCUCAAUAUGUCUUUAUCUUGCGUGAUGGUUUGAGUGAAGGGCAGUAUGAAAUGGCGUAUCGUAGUGAAUUAACCGCAAUAAGGAGCGGAUUCGAAUUGCAUAAUCCGAAAUAUAUGCCUAAAUUUGUGUUGGUUAUUGGUUCAAAGCGUCAUUUUAAAAAGUUUUUUGCAGUGGGCAAUGAUGUUGAUAAGGCGGAGAAUAUGCCACCCGGUUCUAUAAUACAAGAGAAAGUUGUCCGGCCAGAUGUAUUUGAAUUUUAUCUCCAAUCACAUUUUCCAAUCAAAGGCACAGGAAAACCUGUAGAAUAUGCUGUUCUUACUAAUGAAAUAAAUUUCAACUGUACUGUUGAAGAGCUAAAAGAAUAUGCUAAACUGUUGCGUUAUAAGACUGCUAGACAGGAUCAUUUGGAAGAAUUAAUGUUUAAACGGUCAUUAUAUUCUUUUUUGAUGGCAUUGUCAUUUAACCAUCAAAUUGUCAGCCGACCAAUCUCGUUACCAGAACCAGUAUUUCAGGCUGAUGAAUUGGCGAAACGUGGGCAUGCAAAUUAUUUGGCACUCAAACGCUUCUUUCCAAACGAGGUUCCAUAUACUAAUGAACAACACUGUGGCCAUAGACUUGCUGAUAACGCCCAGCUUACACGAUUGCUCUCAUAUUGGGGUGAUGGACAACUUAUCCUGAAGAAUCGUUUUAACGCUUAA